AUGGAUAAAUUCGUAAUCGUUGGGGGAUUUUUAUGCUUUGCGGCCGAUGUAUUUGCAAUCGCUUCGCUGGCGACUCCGGAAUGGGUUGUGACAGACUUUGCUGGUAAGUUGAGCUGUAAUUAAGAAUUGAGCGCAAGUCAAAAAUAGCGGUAAUAAUAACAUUAUGAAUAUGGCGCAGAUUAUUUGAGCUUAAGUACAUGUUUAAAAGUGCAUGUUUUACCUUUGUACCAAUUUUUUUCUAACAACAAAUACUCAUAUCGUGGCCAUCACAAGCCUUGACUGCAGCAGGAAUCGUUAAUUUGUCAAAAUGCCCACGAGUUUUAAUAGCAUUAUCACAUGCAACCAUAAUGUAAGCUUACUUUGUGGGUAAUCUGCCUAAUGAUUUGUAAUUUUUUCUGCAAAGUUUUAUUAUUGACUUCAUUUCUAAAGGACCCUCAAAUAUUCCUGGUCAAUGUCGACAAACAAACUGAAUCACCCGGUGGGCCGGGGGAGGGGGAGGAGUGGGGAUGGGGGAGGGAGGACAUCCUGUGAGCAGGGUGAGAAAAGGAGGCUCUGCCUGAAUUAGCCUGCGAGCAAGCUCUCCUAUUUGGGCGAGUGAAGCAAGUCUCGUGAGAACACGCGAGCGAGCGGCGGGGCCACAAGGGGCAGAGAAAAGGAGAGGUUGCAACGAUCUUGGCCCCUCGCUCGCGCGUUCUCGUGAGGCUCACCCAAAUAGGAUAGCUUGCCCACAGGCUAUGCCAGAAUCGCAUCAAGCUUUUGAAAUGGCUGAAGUUGAAAUUUCUGGAUUAGUUUUCUCUCAACAAACUGGUUUUACAAGUGCAAGUAUUUGCGUAUUGCAACCAAUGUCGCAACUGAGACGAUGUACCAUGCGCCCAGCUAUUGGGUCUGGGUUCAAAACUGCAUCGUCGCAACAUGCAACACAUGCUUAGCAAGAUUUUACUCAUUUCAUGUAAAAUCAUUCUCAAAUACUCUGAAAUCGAGCAAGCAAAGGAGAGACUCUGAUGGCAGGCUCGUGGAGGGGGGAGGAGUAGGAACCUUUUACAUUAGAGAGAUUAAGAUUCACGUUUACGCCAAACAGCAAACGUGAAUUUGUACCAUGUGACCAAGCUUUUCCCUUAAUUGUCCUUAAAUGUUUAUUACUUCAACUAAAAAAUAAGUAGUUUCAUGUCAGUUUUAUACAUAAGAAUCAAUUGUUCUGGACAGUUUUUAUCUGGUUAUUUUCUAUUCUGAGAAUUUCUCAACUAGAAUCUGACAUUUGCCAUUUGGCAUAAACGUGAAUCUUAAUCUCUAUUAUUGGUUUUUUGCCAUCACAUGAGAAGGUGGCUAUGUUGGUUGAAAAAAUAAAAUGCAUGUGAUAUUAUUACCACAUGUUAGAUCAAUAGCUUACACCUUCAAUCAUGCCAGGCAAAAGUGACAAGGAUCAGUGGUAGAUCUAGACAUUGAGAUAGGUGGGGGGAGGGGUGGGAUAGGGUGCUCAUCUGGAUGUUGACAUAAGGGGGGCAGUCAGGAAAAAGAAUUUCUAGACUAUGAGGCAAUUUGAUCUUAAAAUAAGGGGGCCCCUCCAGUAUAUCUACCACUGGGUAUUAGGCCCUGUUCUUUCCGGUUUGUUGCUUUAUGGUCUUGAUAGUCAAAGUGAUGUGUCUACCUUAAAUAUUGCAGGUUCUGUUCGGCUUGGUUUGACUGUCAUGUGUCAAAAGUCAGAUGGACAGCCAGAAGUGUGCAUCACCCCUGAACUACCCCAAGAGUGGCUGGCCACACUAGUUUUUAUGAUUUUGGGUGUUAUAGCUUUAACACUAACUUGCUGUCUAUUAGUCUUGUCACCUUGGAAACCAACUAUCGUUGAUGCAGCAAAGUGGAUUGUUUUUAUUGGAAGUAAGUCAGUAAAUUUAUGUAGUGUCAGUCUGAUUUGGCCAAUUUUUCAUUCACCCUUGCCUUUUAUAAUAUUUUUUCUUACUUUUGUUUUGUUUUAGUGAUUGUGUUCUGCCUGGCAGCUCUGACAUUUCCACUGGGAUUUCAAAUGCCUGAAAUUGGUGGUAGACCAUACAAGCUUCCACAUGGCACUCAUGUUGGACCAUCAUUCUUCCUCUACAUAUUUUGUAUAGUUUUCACAAUUGCAUCUGAACUAUUUAUAUUCAAAGUUUGUCCUCUCUUGCUUAGAUGA
This is a messenger RNA of Porites evermanni, 2161 nucleotides long. The record is from the annotation of a GenBank genome assembly. NCBI's taxonomy places the organism in Eukaryota, Metazoa, Cnidaria, Anthozoa, Scleractinia, Poritidae.